GAGGCUCUGUUGCUUAUGCGGAGAAAUUCGUUGUUUAGAAGACGAAUUAGUGUUUCUGCGCUGAAUGAGGCUGUUUCUGGAAGUGUGGAGUCGGUGUUCAAAGAUUGGGAGCAGCGGCUGAACUCUUCAGAGGGUUACUUGGAAAGCAACGAAGAUGAUCCUGAGUUGAUAGUCUUUAUUCCAUUUACAUCAGAUGUUAAGCUAAAGAGCAUUUCAAUCGUUGGUGGUGCUGAUGGGACGAGUCCUGCGAAGAUGAGAGCAUUCAUCAACCGAGAGGGUAUUGACUUUUCAGAUGCUCAGAAUAUGCAAGCCGUGCAGGAGUGGGAUUUGGCGGAAAAUUUACAAGGAGUUUUGGAGUACCAGACAAGGUAUUCGAGAUUUCAGAGUGUUGGGAACCUCACGUUGCAUUUCCCAGUUAAUUUUGGUGGCGAUGCAAGUACAACUCAAAUACAUUACAUUGGGUUGAAAGGAGAAGCUACUCAGCUGAAAAGAGAUGUCGUUGCGACAAUAGUCUAUGAAAUCACACCAAAUCCUUCAGACCACAAAACACGAGCUGAGACUGGCGGCGGCCUUUCACACGUGGAGUGAGCUCCCCUCAUUGGCAUGACUAAAACUUCUGAUAUCAAUGGCUUUUGGUGUAUGAAUCUCAGUCUUCAUGAGAUAUAAGAUCAAUCUAACUCAAAAGUGGCUAGUUUGUUUCACAGAGAAGUUCACCUUUUUCUGCCAUAGAGAUGCUGCAUUUCUUGAAAGUUUGAGAGGUUGUGAACUUCAAACAAUUUAGGUUCAUUUUCUUUUUUGGCAGCGAUGGGAAUGUGUUGUUUCUUACAUAUGUUUUCAAUUUCAAAGUAUGUCGUCUUAUACGUCGA
This is a messenger RNA of Salvia hispanica, 866 nucleotides long. The record is from RefSeq and is a predicted model, not a curated record. NCBI's taxonomy places the organism in Eukaryota, Viridiplantae, Streptophyta, Magnoliopsida, Lamiales, Lamiaceae.